AUGAAAAAUGAUCAUAUAAAUUAUCAACAAAACUUAUCACAGUCACCAAUUUUAAAUUCUAAUAAAAAUCAAACCCAACAAAACCAACAACAACAACAACAACAACAACAACAAAACCCACAACAACAACAACAAUUUCAACAUCAACAAGUACCACAAUUAUCACCACAACAAAUACCAUUUAGUGAACCAUUAAAAAAUAAUUUAACAUUACAACAUCAACAACAACAACAACAACAUCAACAAUUAGCAGGUGGACAACAUGGUAGUUUAUUAAGAAAGAGUUAUUCUAGUCGUUUUCAUGAGAAACCACAAGGUGAACUUACUAAAAUAGCCAACUUUCAAGAUGUUUCACCAGAGGAAAGACCAUCAUUAUUUCUUCUCAAGUUGAAACAAUGUUGUUAUGUGUAUGAUUUCUCGGACAAUACGUAUAUGGUAUCAAAAGGUGUUAAACAAGAGGCACUUUUACAAUGUGUUAAUUUUUUAUCAACAAAUGAUCAACCUCUCCAUGAGAGUAUUUACAAGAUGGUAUUUGAAAUGGUGGCAGUCAAUCUUUUUAGACCACUUCCACCAAGAAUCAAUCCCUAUGGUGUAAUGUAUGAUCCAGAGGAGGAUGAACCCAUUUUAGAGGCAGCAUGGCCACACAUUCAAGUUGUCUACGAAGUAUUAUUAAGAUUUAUAGAUUCACCCACUUUCAAUACACACAUUGCAAAAAACUAUGUCGACGAUCGAUUUGUAUUACAAAUGUUGGAUCUUUUCGAUAGUGAAGAUCCAAGAGAGAGAGAUUACCUCAAGACCACAUUACACAGAAUCUAUGGAAAGUUUUUAGGACUCAGAGGUUUCAUUAGAACCGCAAUUAGAAAUUUGUUUUGUACCUUUGUCUAUGAAUCCCAUCAGCAUAAUGGCAUUUCAGAGAUUUUAGAGGUGUUGGGAAGUAUCAUCAAUGGGUUCCUCGUUCCAUUGAAAGAUGAACAUAAACAAUUUCUCAUCAAAGUUUUAAUACCAUUACAUAAACCAAAAUCAUAUUCAGUCUAUUGUUCCCAUUUGGGUUAUUGUAUGUCACAAUUCAUCGAGAAGGAACCAUCAUUGGCUGAACCAAUCUUUAAAUCAAUUCUUAGACUUUGGCCAUGUGGUAAUAGUCAAAAGGAGGUUUUAUUCCUCUCUGAGAUGGAGGAUCUAUUGGGAUUGGUAAGUGAUGAACAAUUUGCUAAAUUUAGAAAUCAAUUCUUCCGUCAAAUGACAAAAUGUUUCCAAAGUGAACACUUUCAAGUUGCUGAAAGAGCUCUCUAUCUCUUUAGUAAUGAAAAUAUAGUUUUAUUAAUAGCUUCAAAAAAUAAUUUCACUUUAGCUUUGGAAACUUUUUAUAAACCAUUACAUGAAAAUUCAAUUUCGCAUUGGAAUAGAUCAAUUAGAAAUUUAUCAAUUAGUUCAUUAAAAUUAUUUAUGGAAAUUGAUAUGGAUUUAUUUAAUAAAAUUAGUGAAAAAUAUAAAGAAAGUAAAAAGAAACAACAACAAAUACAACAACGUGAAAAAUUCAAACAAAAUGCGCCAGAAACUCAAAAAUCUAAACAAAUUAACCAAAACAACAAUAAUAAUAAUAAUAAUAUCAACAACAACAACAACAACAAUAAUAAUAAUAAUGGUUCAACCGAAACUAAAGCUGAUAAACCAUCAAUGAUAAGAAGAAAAUCAUUAUUACCAGUUGAUCCUUCAACGAUCGCUGCUUUAUCUUCUCAUCGUUCACUUGAAGAUAUUAUGUCAACAAAUAGUAAUAGCGGUAAUGAUGACGAUGAUGAAAAUAAUCAUACCAAUCAUGAUUCUGAAAUUGAAAAUGAAGUUAAAGAAGAUUUUAGGGUACCUGUAAAUAAUCGUUACACCUUUACCUGA
This is a messenger RNA of Dictyostelium discoideum AX4, 1887 nucleotides long. It is a transcript of the gene psrA, whose product is annotated as protein phosphatase 2A regulatory subunit. Lineage: Eukaryota; Evosea; Eumycetozoa; Dictyosteliales; Dictyosteliaceae. The record is from RefSeq and is a predicted model, not a curated record. The transcript has 3 exons. Gene Ontology annotation, biological process: signal transduction. Gene Ontology annotation, molecular function: protein phosphatase regulator activity. Bases 1 to 1887 code for a protein of 628 amino acids. Gene Ontology annotation, cellular component: cytosol; protein phosphatase type 2A complex.